Messenger RNA from Eimeria necatrix, 996 nucleotides. RefSeq lists its product as hypothetical. Gene Ontology annotation, biological process: microtubule nucleation; spindle assembly; mitotic cell cycle. Gene Ontology annotation, molecular function: microtubule minus-end binding; gamma-tubulin binding. Lineage: Eukaryota; Apicomplexa; Conoidasida; Eucoccidiorida; Eimeriidae. The record is from RefSeq and is a predicted model, not a curated record. The coding region runs from base 1 to 996 and encodes 331 amino acids. The transcript has 3 exons. Gene Ontology annotation, cellular component: gamma-tubulin complex; spindle pole; centrosome.
AUGGAAAGCCCUGGGGAGCUGCUGGGUUCUUCUUUUGUGGUUUUGCUGCAGCAGCCUUUGCUGCUGCAGGAGGCCCUUGCCACGAGGGCGCUGCUGCUGCUGCUGCAGCGGGACGGAAGCCUGCAGGGGCUGCUGCGGCAGCUGAAGCGCCUGAUGCUGUUCGGCUCGACACACGUCGUGCAGGAGUUCCGGGUGCUGCUGCUGCAGCGGCUGCAGCAGCAUGCAGCAGAGCAGCAGCAGCAGACUUGUGCUCCUGCUGCUGCUGCUGCUGCUCCUGCUGCUGCUGCUGCUGCUCAGGGAUCCCUCUGCAGCGACGUGGAGCAGCUGCUGCAGGGGGCUCUAGGAGCCCUGCCAAGCAGCAGCACAGCAGCCCAGCAGCAGCAGCAGCAGCAGCAGCAGCAGCAGCAGCAGCAGGUUUUGCAUUUCACUUGCAGCAUGCAGUCAAGCGUAGCAGCUGUGACACAAGCAACAGCAGCAGCAGCAGCAGACACAGCAGCAGCAGCAGCAGCAGAGGCAGCAGUGCUGCUGAGCGGUCUUCGUAUACUGCCUGAAGCCGCUCCGCCACUGCAGCUUUUUCUUACCCCGCCUGUGCAAGAACGGUACUCCUCCAUUUUUGUUUUCCUUCUUCGUCUCGACGCGGCUUUGGCAGCGCUGGCGGACUGCUGGGUGCUGCGUCGACAGCAGCAGCAGCAGCAGCAGCAGCAGCAGCAGCAGCAGCAGCAGCAAUUUGCUGCUAGGGCAGCCCAGCUGCAGCAAAGGCUGCAGCACUUUCUGCGGGCCGUUUUCGAUUUUGCACUCACUGACGCCAUCGAAGCAGAAUGGACCGGCUUUCAGGGACACGUAGCAGCAGCAGCAGCAGCAGCAGCAGCAGGGGAAACCGGAGCAGCAGCAGCAGCAGCAGCAGCAGCAGCAAGAAAAAAUAGCCUGAGCUUCUUUGCACUCGUUGAGGCCCACGCCCGUUGUGCAGAAAAUGUUUACACCAGGUCGGUGAGAUGA